This is a messenger RNA of Pocillopora damicornis (cauliflower coral), 949 nucleotides long. Its product is annotated as tripeptidyl-peptidase 2-like. The record is from RefSeq and is a predicted model, not a curated record. NCBI's taxonomy places the organism in Eukaryota, Metazoa, Cnidaria, Anthozoa, Scleractinia, Pocilloporidae.
AUGGCGGCCAUCAACACCGGCGACUUUCCAAUUCACGGGCUUUUACCCGAGCGAGAAACGGGAGCAGAUAUUUUGGCUAAAUAUCCCUAGUAUGAUGGCCGUGGAAUUGUAAUCGCUGUGUUUGAUACAGGAGUUGAUCCGGGAGCUCCCGGUUUACAGGAAACCCCUGAUGGACAACAAAAAAUAAUUUAUUUAAUUGAUGCCAGUGGAAGUGGUGACGUUGAUGCCUCCACAGUUGCUGAGGCUGUUAAUGGCUGUGUGACAGGACUAACAGGAAGGAAACUGAUGAGGAAGAGAAAGACUGACAAAAAUAUUGCAUGAUCAAGAAGGCUGAAAACCACAGAAACCCAAGCAGAGCCAUUAACACAUAGCAGAACAUUUAUCCCAACACUAAGACAUGAUCUUGGCCUUUUUCCCUCAUGAGACAAGAGAAGUUGAAUGAAAUUUAACUUGCUGAGGUAAGAACAUGAGAAGAAGUGAGAUGAACAAAGAAGUUUGUUUACCGCAUCCAAGGGUGUAAAUCACCCCCAACAGGACUCGUUGUCGACAGCCAGCAACAAUGACUGAAGCCCCUACAAAUACCUGCUGCUUCAUCUCAAAAGGAUCAUGUCUUGUCACUAGAUGAUUCUGAAAAGGUGGCCACUUUUAACCCUCUAUAUUAUGACCUAGAUCAAAAAGUCUUUGACAGAAGAGCACUUGAAAAAUAUGGAAAAAGAUCAUUAGCAAGUGUUGAUUGCUGAAUUAUCGCAAGGAUGGAAGUGGACUGCCCUCGUGGCUGAUAAACUUGGAAAAGCAGCGAAGGUCAAAAAUGUGUAGUAUGUCUUAUCUGUUAGUUGUCUGGUGACCUUGAAAUUUUACAUUCAUAAAUGGCUUCUUGUCAAAACAUAUCUGCUCUCAGCUUCUGGGUGUUUUAGACCAUUAAUAAAGGUGUUAAGCUGUAGUCUUGACA